This is a messenger RNA of Asparagus officinalis (garden asparagus), 1538 nucleotides long. RefSeq lists its product as uncharacterized. Gene Ontology annotation, molecular function: DNA-binding transcription factor activity. The record is from RefSeq and is a predicted model, not a curated record. Bases 109 to 1152 code for a protein of 347 amino acids. Gene Ontology annotation, biological process: regulation of DNA-templated transcription. NCBI's taxonomy places the organism in Eukaryota, Viridiplantae, Streptophyta, Magnoliopsida, Asparagales, Asparagaceae. The transcript is spliced from 5 exons.
CUCCUCCUCCCUCUCUGAAACCCUAAAAAAGCUAAAAAAAAGGCGCGAAAAUACCCAACUUAGGGUUUCAGAUAGAAUAAUUUUGAGCAGGAGGGGGUCGAUCUGAUCAUGUCAAAUAUGAAAGGGGUGGCCAACUUCAGGAACCAGGCUUCCGCGGGGAAACAAUCUUUCCUUCCCCCAAAAUGUCCAUUUCCAAGUGUUUCUCCAUCUUAUGGUGACUAUGACCAUCAGCGUACUUCUUCCGAGAGUUUUCUCAUUGAGGAGCAACCUUCUUGGUUGGAUGAUCUCCUUAAUGAGCCAGAGACACCGGUGAAGAGAGGAGCUCAUCGCCGAUCAUCGAGUGACUCAUUUGCUUACCUGGAUGCCAAUUCUAUGUAUUCUGGUGUAGAUAGUUUAGCUAAGGAAGAGUAUAGGCACAGGAGUGGUGGGUCAAUGCCUCAAUGGGGAGGUCAGAAAUUUGAGCAACCGAAAGAUGGCCAGAGCGAGACCAAUGCAUUUGCAAGGCCUCAAGUUAGAGGAUGGGACUCGGGUAUGCAGAUGGUUAACUACCAGAGAAGUGCUCCGUCACCAAAGGACAAGGGCAUUCAUGUAAGGUCUUUACCUGGAUCGAGGGAGACUGAAAAUGUGGUCUCUGCAGCUGUUGAAAAGCAGGACCAAGAGUCUAAUCAAGACCUUAGAGGUGCCUCGGAAAGAAGGGAAGGUUCUUAUGCGAAGCAAUCUCAAUCAGAGACAGAUACAAAGCGGGUUAAACAACAAUUUGCACAGCGGUCACGUGUACGUAAGCUUCAGUACAUUGCUGAACUGGAGAGAAAUGUUCAAGCCUUACAGGCAGAAGGGAUGGAGGUUUCAGCUGAACUGGAAUUUGUGGAUCAGCAGAAUCUUAUAUUGAACAUGGAGAAUCAAACUCUGAAGCAACGACUUGACAGUCUAUCACAGGAACAUCUCAUUAAAAAGCUCCAGCAAGAGAUGUUGGAAAGGGAAAUUGCUCGUCUUCGAUUAUUAAUUCAGCAACAGCAACAACCAUCACAGCCUGCUCCUACUCAUAAUCGUAGUAAAAGCCGAGAUCUUGAAUCACAAUUCAACAAUCUCUCCUUGAAGCACAAAGAGGCAAAUUCUGGAAGAGACCCAGUAACUGGCCCUCUUCAUUCUUAAAAGAGUUUUUCUUUAUCCUAUUCUCUGCCCUGACUGGGCAUCUCAGUAUUGUGUUGCUCCCCUCAGCCCCAUCUCUAAGUGUGGCUUUCAAGACGUUGGUUGGAGAAAUUAGCUAGAAGUAUUCUUAGCAAACUCAUCUAAGAUGAAUAAUAAUAUCAGGAGCUAAUUCUUGCUUUCCUUUUAUUCUUCCUCUUGUUUGAAGAUGUGCACCUGGCGGUCAUAUUUGGCUCAUGGCUAUUUGUUGAUGCUCGACUCGUCAGAGGUGUUAGGUUUUCCUUGUAGUAUCGAUUUCUUUCUACGUAUCUGUAUUUGUAUGACUUGAUAUUUCUUAAAUCUAUUACUUUGCUCUGUUCUCCAUUUGACUUUUCUAAAAUUAGUCUUGCUCA